Molecule: messenger RNA, 1988 nt
Organism: Portunus trituberculatus (swimming crab)
Lineage: Eukaryota; Metazoa; Arthropoda; Malacostraca; Decapoda; Portunidae
Product: zinc finger protein 33B-like
Exons: 2
Coding region: 476-1840 (454 amino acids)
Biological process (GO): regulation of transcription by RNA polymerase II
Molecular function (GO): RNA polymerase II cis-regulatory region sequence-specific DNA binding; DNA-binding transcription factor activity
Source: RefSeq, a predicted model, not a curated record
GCUGUAGGAGGGUCGCAGCAAUAUAUACCCUAUGUUGUGACGUCUACUAAUCAGAGCACAAAGAAAUUAUAGUGAUAUGACAACACUAAAUCGGUGCCAUGCUACAAUGACUAUAAAUUAUCUAUAUAGUCAUUGCCUGCUAUUUGCCAAGGACUAGUAUGAACGAACUUUUUAUAUAUUAUUCGUGCAAUUUCUUUGAAUAAUGGAUACAAGCCUGCCUGCAGAACACAUGAUUGUAUUAUACUCUACUUCGUUCAUCUGUAGAUACUGGCAUUUGCAAGGAUUCCUAAAUAAUAUUAAUGAUAACAUUCUUAUAAAUGAGCACUAUAUAGUAUACUAUUUGUGAUUUGUAACUCAUCUACAGCAGUCAGCCUUCAAUAAGAAAAACGACGACACGGCCUCUCUCCCUCUCUUAUUCUUAUCUCUAUUUUACUCAUUUUAGACCAGGGGACAUGCCAUAGGGCCCGACAGCAGCAUGAGUGGCCAGUGGCAGCAGCAACAGUCAGCCUCAGGUGUGGGGAAGCGCAGGUGUGGUGGAAGCCAGAAUAACCUGGAGAUAGGCAGCUCUAUCCAUAGGGGAGAGAACAAGUUUGAGUGCCAGCUGUGUGACAAAACUUUUGUAUCCAGACAAGGUCUUCAUUACCACACCCUGACACACAGUGGUGUUAGGAAUUAUGAGUGUGAUGAGUGUGGGAUGAAAUUUUUCUAUUAUUCUCAUCUCACCUUACACACCCUGACACACAGUGGUGUUAGAAAUUAUGAGUGUGAUGAGUGUGGGAAGAAAUUUACCCAUAAAUUUUCCCUCACCAGACACACCCUGACACACACUGGUGUUAGAAAUUAUGAGUGUGAUAUGUGUGGGAAGAAAUUUACCACAAAGUCUCAUCUCACCAUACACAUCUUUACACACAGUAGUGCUAGAAAUUAUGAGUGUGAUGAAUGUGGGAAGAAAUUUACCAGCAAGUCUAGCCUCACCAGGCAUACCCUGACACACAGUGGUGUUAGAUAUUAUGAGUGUGAUGAGUGUGGGAAAAAAUUUGCCCACAAGUCUAGCCUCACCAAACACGCCUUGACACACAGUGGUGUUAGAAAUUAUGAGUGUGAUGAGUGCGGAGAGAAAUUUAUUUGCACGUCUAGCCUCACUAGACACAUCCUGACACACAGUGAUGUUAGAAAUUAUGAAUGUGAUAAAUGUGGGAAGAAAUUUACCCAUAAGUCUUACCUCGCCAAACACAUCAUGACACACAGUGGUGUUAGGAAUUAUGAGUGUGAUGAAUGUGGGCAGAAAUUUACUCGCAAGUCUAGCCUCACCAGACACACCGUAAUACACAGUGGUGUUAGAAAUUAUGAGUGUAAUGAGUGUGGACAGAAAUUUACCUGCAAGGAUAGCCUCACCAGACACACCCUGACACACAGUGGUGUUUCAAAUUAUGAGUGUUAUGAGUGUGGGAAGAAAUUUAAACAAAAGUCUUCCCUCACCACACACACCCUGACACACAGUGGUUUUAAAAAUUACGAGUGUGAUGAAUGUGGAAAGAAAUUUAUCAAAAAGUCUACCCUCACCAGACACACCCUGACACACAGUGGUGUUCGAAAUUAUGAGUGUAAUGAGUGUGGAAAGAAAUUUACCACAAAAUCUGGCCUUACCAUACACACCCUGACACACAAUAGUGUUAGGAAUUAUGAGUGUGAUGAAUGUGGUAGAAGAUUUACUACCAUUUCUUAUCUCAAUAGACACGCCUUUAGACAUACUGGCUUAAGGGAGUUCAAGUGUGAUGAUUGUGGGAAGUGUUUCAAAACAAAGGGUGAUAUUGCCCAGCACGUGAAGGUCCAUUUUUGAGGUGAUGUGUUGUGUGGAUGAGUGGGACCACACCUGUGCCUGUAGUGGUGGUGAUGGUGGCCAUCAUGGUGCAAGAGAGUAACAGCCACAGUAGUUGUUUUGUUGGCAGUGCAGGUGUGACUUUUAAUAAAAGUGUGUGUACAGUAAA